Messenger RNA from Anolis carolinensis (green anole), 2278 nucleotides. RefSeq names its product RAN binding protein 10 (gene ranbp10). Lineage: Eukaryota; Metazoa; Chordata; Lepidosauria; Squamata; Anolidae. Gene Ontology annotation, molecular function: protein binding. The transcript is spliced from 14 exons. The record is from RefSeq and is a predicted model, not a curated record. The coding region runs from base 31 to 1884 and encodes 617 amino acids.
CUCUCCUGCUGACACAACAGUGGAUCCAAGAUGGCGGACGUGGGUGCCACCAGCUUCCCAGGGGGAGACUCGGGCUUGGCCCCUCCGCCGCCCCCGCCGCCCUCGCCGCUGGCCCCGGAGGAGCAGGAGCUGAGCCAGCGCCUCCGCCGCCUCUACCCCGCCGUCAACCUGGCCGAGACGCCGCUCCCGCGCGCCUGGAGCCCCAAGGACAAGUACAACUACAUCGGCCUCUCCCAGGGCAACCUGCGCGUUCACUACAAAGGACAUGGGAAAAAUCACAAGGAUGCUGCCUCAGUCAGGGCUACUCAUCCCAUUCCUGCAGCCUGUGGUAUUUAUUAUUUUGAAGUGAAGAUAGUCAGUAAAGGGAGAGAUGGGUACAUGGGGAUAGGACUCUCGGCCCAAGGUGUCAACAUGAACAGACUUCCUGGUUGGGAUAAGCAUUCCUAUGGCUACCACGGUGAUGAUGGACACUCCUUCUGCUCAUCAGGGACAGGGCAGCCCUAUGGCCCCACGUUCACUACUGGCGAUGUGAUUGGCUGUUGUGUGAAUCUCAUCAACAAUACCUGCUUUUACACAAAGAAUGGUCACAGCCUAGGUAUAGCCUUUACAGACCUCCCUGCCAAUCUGUAUCCCACUGUGGGUCUCCAGACACCAGGAGAGAUAGUAGAUGCCAACUUUGGGCAACAGCCAUUUGUUUUCGACAUUGAAGAUUAUAUGAGAGAGUGGCGAGCAAAGAUUCAGGGAACCAUUAAGAGAUUUCCCAUAGGUGACCGACUAGGUGAAUGGCAAGCCAUGCUGCAGAAUAUGGUCUCCUCUUACCUGGUUCAUCAUGGGUACUGUGCCACAGCGACUGCCUUUGCCAGGGUGACAGAAAGUACAAUCCAGGAAGAACAGAUAUCCAUAAAGAACAGACAAAGAAUACAAAAGCUGGUUUUGGCAGGAAGAGUGGGGGAAGCCAUUGAAGCCACACAGCAGCUAUACCCAGGACUUCUAGAGCACAAUCCUAACCUUCUUUUCAUGCUAAAGUGCAGGCAGUUUGUGGAGAUGGUGAACGGAACUGACAGUGAAGUACGAUGUUUUAGCGCCCGCAGCCCCAAAUCCCAGGACAGCUACCCCAACUCCCCUAAUCUCAGUCCCAGACAUGGCUGUAAUAACUUGCACAUUCACAGUACUGGAGCAGAGAGCCCAAGCUGUAGUAAUGGAGUCACUUCCAUAAAAAACAAACAGAGCCACAGUAAAUAUCCUGCACUGAGUUCAUCAUCAUCAUCCUCUUCCUCAUCAUCGCCUUCAUCAGUGAACUAUUCAGAGUCCAACUCCACAGAUUCCACCAAGUCGCAGCAGCACAGCAGCACCAGCAACCAAGAAACCAGUGACAGUGAGAUGGAGAUGGAGGCAGAGCACUACCCCAAUGGCGUCUUGGAAAAUUCUGCUACAAGGAUCAUGAAUGGCACUUACAAGCAUGAAGAGAUCCUUCAGACAGAUGAUUCCAGCAUGGAAGAUGGCUGUCCUCAGAGGCAGCUCUGCGGAGGAAACCACGCUGCCACCGAGCGGAUGAUCCAGUUUGGGCGAGAGCUGCAGAGCCUGAGCGAACAGUUGUGCCGAGAAUAUGGGAAAAAUACAACACAUAAAAAAAUGUUACAGGAUGCAUUCAGCUUGCUUGCCUAUUCUGACCCAUGGAACUGUCCUGUUGGUCAGCAGCUGGACCCAAUCCAGAGGGAACCUGUGUGUGCUGCACUCAAUAGCGCUAUUUUGGAGUCUCAGAACCUGCCAAAGCAGCCCCCCUUGCUGCUUGCUCUGGGCCAGGCCUCCGAGUGCUUGCGGCUCAUGGCUCGCGUGGGCUUGGGCUCCUGCUCCUUUGCCAGAGUGGAUGACUAUUUGCACUAGCCACUAAGUGAAGCAGAAUGACCCCUCCAGUGCUGCCACCAUCACCUCCACUGCCUCGCAUUUCCCCUCCGCCUCCGUGCACACGCUGCCCAGCAAAAGGACACAUUGCUGACUGAAGGGGGGCCUCCUUAUUGCGCCUUCGUUUCUCACCUUGGAUUCAGUAUGGCAGGGCCCUGCAACGUCAACAGAGCCUGUCCUGCCUGGCAGCUGCUGCAGCACUCAGUAUUUUCACUGGUCAUUCUGAUGUGUAGCGCCUUUUGAUUUUAGGAUUUUAUCUCUAUUUUAUUUUAUUUUAUUUUAUUUCUCUGACUGAGCCACCAGUAUUUAUAUCUGGAGAGUUUGUGCUGAGCUGGUUUCUACUAAUUUAGAGAUAAAAGUGUAUCUGAGUUGGUGA